AUGAUCAUCUCCAACGCUUCAACCUUUACCACCCACCGACCCCUCUCCACUCUCCCCAAAUGGGCCCUCAAAGGCCCACACUCCCAUGUCUGCAUGGUCUUCUCUUCCGCCGACGGCUCUCCCAGAUGGAGCCAGUGCCACCAUUUCACCGGCAGCCAAAACAGCGCCGUUCAGAAGAAACCCAGAAGCGCGGAAGAGGAGGAGAGAGAAUGUGGUGGAGGAGGAGAGAGAAGGGUGAGCUGUGAAGUGGAUAUGAUUUCUUGGCGGGAGCGGAGAGUCAAGGCCGAGAUUUCCGUCAAUGCCGACGUCGAUUCCGUCUGGAAUGCACUUACGGAUUACGAACGUCUCGCUGACUUCAUCCCCAAUCUGGUUUCCAGUGGGAGGAUUCCAUGUCCCCAUCCUGGGCGUAUUUGGCUGGAGCAGAGAGGAUUGCAGAGAGCUUUGUACUGGCAUAUCGAAGCUCGGGUUGUGUUGGACCUUCAGGAGUUUACCAAUUUGAGUGGUAAUGAUCGUGAGCUUCACUUUUCUAUGGUUGAUGGGGACUUCAAAAAGUUUGAAGGCAAAUGGUCUGUGAAAUGCGGGACAAGGUCAUCAUCAACAAUUUUAUUAUAUGAAGUGAAUGUGAUACCGAGAUUCAACUUCCCUGCCAUUUUCUUGGAGAGGAUCAUCAGAUCAGAUCUCCCUGUCAAUCUUCAGGCCUUGGCUUGUAGGUCUGAAAAGGCUUUUGAAGGGGAACAGAAGACAUCAAUAAAAGAAAGCUCCAUGCCUAGCACUUCUAAUGCCGUUACUACUUCACUCCAAACAGAUAUGGAUGGUUCUUUGCGUGAAAAGGAUUAUCCACUUUCUAGUCCUACUUCGAGUUCUUUACCCCCAGCUUCGACUGAGUUCAAUAGUAAUUGGGGUGUAUUUGGAAAAGUCUGCAGACUUGAUAGACCUUGCUUGGUGGAUGAGGUUCAUCUUCGGAGAUUCGAUGGUCUAUUGGAAAAUGGAGGCGUCCAUCGUGGUGUUGUUGCAAGUAUAACAGUAAAAGCUCCUGUUCGUGAAGUAUGGGGUGUUCUGACAGCUUACGAAAGUCUUCCUGAGAUAGUCCCGAAUUUGGCAAUCAGUCGGAUAUUGUCAAGAGAAAACAAUAAAGUCCGAAUUCUUCAGGAAGGUUGUAAGGGCUUGCUUUAUAUGGUACUUCAUGCACGUGUUGUCCUAGACUUGUGUGAACAACUUGAACAGGAGAUAACUUUUGAACAAGUUGAAGGGGACUUCGACUCAUUUCGGGGUAAAUGGGUUCUUGAGCAGCUAGGAAGUCAUCACACGCUGUUGAAGUACACUGUUGAAUCGAAAAUGCGCAAGGAUACUUUUCUCUCUGAAGCUAUCAUGGAAGAGGUUAUAUACGAAGAUCUCCCUUCAAAUUUAUGUACAAUACGAGACUACAUGGAAAAGAGGGAGGAAGCAAAGUCAUUGAAAGAAUGUGAUGAAACUAUACACGUGGAGGAACAAAAUGCUUCAUCCAGUGCCGACCAUAAUGAUGAUGGUUGUAAAACAGUAGACCAUUUUUCUGAUCCCAAUGCUCAGAGUUUAUCUACACAAAGGCCAAGGGUCCCAGGAUUGCAGAGGGAUAUUGAAGUUUUGAAAGCUGAGCUCCUGAAAUUUAUUGCAGAUCAUGGGCAGGAAGGAUUUAUGCCCAUGAGAAAGCAACUUCGUUUAAGGGGAAGAGUAGAUAUCGAGAAAGCAAUCACACGCAUGGGUGGAUUCAGAAAGAUUGCAACACUGAUGAAUCUUUCUCUUGCUUAUAAGCAUCGAAAACCGAAGGGUUACUGGGAUAAUCUUGACAAUUUGCAGGAAGAGAUUAGUCGAUUCCAGAGGAGCUGGGGAAUGGACCCUUCAUACAUGCCUAGCAGGAAGUCAUUCGAGCGUGCAGGGCGGUAUGACAUUGCGCGUGCAUUAGAAAAGUGGGGUGGUCUUCAUGAAGUUUCGCGUCUUCUCUCACUCAAUGUGAGGCACCCUAAUAGACGGCUGAACCUUGCCAGGGAUGUAAAAACUGACCAUGCUGUAUCAACUAACCUAAAGGGUGCAAAAGAUGCACCAUCCAAUCCCUAUGUAUCUCAAGAUACACAAAAGUGGAUCUCAGAAUUAAAGCAUUUGGAUAUCAACUGGGUAGAAUAG
Fragaria vesca subsp. vesca is the source of this 2157-nucleotide messenger RNA. RefSeq lists its product as uncharacterized. The record is from RefSeq and is a predicted model, not a curated record. Bases 1 to 2157 code for a protein of 718 amino acids. NCBI's taxonomy places the organism in Eukaryota, Viridiplantae, Streptophyta, Magnoliopsida, Rosales, Rosaceae. Gene Ontology annotation, biological process: regulation of photosynthesis, light reaction. The transcript is spliced from 10 exons.